Molecule: messenger RNA, 1005 nt
Organism: Anthostomella pinea
Lineage: Eukaryota; Fungi; Ascomycota; Sordariomycetes; Xylariales; Xylariaceae
Source: the annotation of a GenBank genome assembly
AUGGAUGUCCAAGUUGGACCAAGCUCCAGCGCCAGCGUCAACCCCAUGUUGUCACAGGCCAAUCUCCAGCUGGGACAUGGAGCUGCAGGUGGUCUGGUCCCUGCGCCUGCACCUGUGCCUCCCACUACCGCUGCCGCCAUGGUCCCCGCGGCCGCCAGUGCUGCCCGCUACGACGACAUGCUCUCAUCGGUGUUGCAAUACCACCACCAGCAAUACCACCACCAGCACCAGCAGAACCAUGCCGUUAACAUGCGCAAACGAAAGGCCGAGUCGCAAGACAGCGAGCGCCUCAACAAGAGACUGAGCCUCCUCAAUCUCGAGCAGAAUGGCGCAAAGCUCUACGUCCCCGUCGAGAGCCCGCAACUCCAGCCCGUGGCCGAGAGCUCCUCCUCGCCCUCCAACCCCAGCAGCGUCGUAGGCCCGGUCUCAGCCAGCGCCAGCGACAGCGACAGCAUGCAGCUAGACGACACGAAGCACAAGGUGUACAUCUACAACCUCGACGACGAGCUCUCGUCCUCCUCCGCCUCCUCCCCCGACAACAGCGAGCCCUCAUCGCCCACCUCCACCUCCCCCGAAAAGCCGGGCCGUCUCGUCUUCCUCAACGACAUCCAGAAGCACCUGCGACAACAAUCACGGAUCCCCCCAUCCAUACUAGCGAACCGCGAGGGCGAGCUGGGCGGCGUGAAUAUCAACGACAUGCAACUCAUUCUCUACCGCGAGCCUUCGUCCUUAACAGUGCCGCGCGAGCAGGAUUCCGUGCGCCGCGCCGUGGCCGAGGCCCGGGACCGCAUGCGCGCGCGGCAGCGGGAGGACCUGGUGUCCGGGUCCGGUGAUGGGUUCCCGCCCGCUGCGAACCCGGUGCCGGCGCUGGGGGCUGCUAGUCCUACGUUGCCUGGUGUGGCCAUUACGGGUGCCGCGGGCUCUGCGAUGGAUAUGAAUAUGAAUGCGCCCUGGCGAGAGGCUGCCAGUGACGAUUACGACCCGGAUGCGAUGGAUACGGAUUGA